This is a messenger RNA of Erinaceus europaeus (western European hedgehog), 509 nucleotides long. RefSeq names its product transketolase-like. The record is from RefSeq and is a predicted model, not a curated record. Gene Ontology annotation, biological process: ribose phosphate biosynthetic process; pentose-phosphate shunt, non-oxidative branch. Gene Ontology annotation, cellular component: extracellular exosome; endoplasmic reticulum membrane. Bases 1 to 423 code for a protein of 140 amino acids. NCBI's taxonomy places the organism in Eukaryota, Metazoa, Chordata, Mammalia, Eulipotyphla, Erinaceidae. The transcript is spliced from 2 exons. Gene Ontology annotation, molecular function: transketolase activity; thiamine pyrophosphate binding.
AUGCCAGCUGCCAUGCACAACACUGAGCAUGUCCCACACAAGAGCAAGAAUGGCCAGGUGACUGUGAUUGGGGCUGGAGUGACCCUGCAUGAAGCCCUGGCCUCUGCUGACCUGCUGAAGAAAGAAGAGAUCAGCAUUCGAAUGCCGGACCCCUUCACCAUGAAGCCCCUGGACAAGAAACUCCUUCUAGACAGUGCUCGGGCCACCAAGGGCGGGAUCCUCACGGUGGAGGACCAUUACUACGAAGGUGGCAUUGGCAAGGAGGUGUGCUCCGCAGUGGUGGGGGAGCCCGGCAUCACUGUCACCCUCCUGGCAGUCAGCCAGGUCCCCAGGAGUGGGAAGCCAGCUGAGCUGCUGAAGAUAUUUGCCAUCGACAAGGACGCCAUUGUACAGGCCGUCAGGGGCCUGGUGGCCAAGGCCUAAGGGUGUGUCCCUCAUCUUCCCCCAAGGUGCACCAGGGGACUGGGUUCCAAGAGCUGAGGUGAAUGUAGGUUUUUGAGAAAAAUGAA